AUGCAGAAAGCAGAGACUGAUACAUCUUACUGUUCUUAUUUCCUCUCCCUGGUUGUUAUCAGUCUCUGGGAUGGAGCUAAUGCAUUUGGUGCUCCAAUAGAAGGUGACUUGCUGACAACAGGAGCCCCUCUAAGCAGCCCACCAUUGAUUGACUUGAUCAGUAACGAUCCUAUACUUUGUGGAGUGAAGCUUAUAGCUGAAGCCUGGGAUGCUGGUGGCCUCUAUCAAGUUGGCAUUUUCCCUCACUGGGGUAUUUGGUCAGAAUGGAAUGGGAAGUAUAGAGACACGGUGCGCCAGUUUAUCAAGGGUACAGAUGGCUUUGCUGGAGCUUUUGCUGAAUGCCUUUGUGGGAGUCCUAAUUUAUAUCAGGGUUAUCUUCCGUCUCAUGGAGGAGGAAGAAAACCAUGGCAUAGUAUUAACUUUAUAUGUGCUCAUGAUGGGUUCACUCUAGCUGAUUUGGUGACCUAUAACAACAAGAAUAAUUUGUCAAAUGGAGAAGACAAUAAUGAUGGAGAAAAUCAUAAUAAUAGCUGGAACUGCGGACAGGAGGGGGAGUUUGUCAGUACCUCAGUGAAGAAAUUGAGGAAACCACAAAUGCGAAAUUUUUUUCUUUGUCUCAUGGUUUCCCAGGGAGUUCCAAUGAUAUAUAUGGGCGAUGAAUAUGGACACACAAAAGGGGGAAAUAACAAUACCUAUUGCCACGAUAAUUAUCUUAAUUACUUCCGAUGGGACAAAAAGGAAGAAUCCUCAUCAGACUUCUUCAGAUUUUGUCGCCUUAUGACUAAGUUCCACCGACUCAGUGAAGGGAGAAAUUUACAUUGCUUUGAAUAUGAGUCAUUUACCUUUCAGAGUUACCUUGCCGGAUUGUCCUGGAUACAGAUGGGAGCCUCUUGUAGACACCAGCAAGCCUUCACCAUAUGAUUUUCUCACUCCUGACCUCCCUGGAAGAGAUAUUGCAAUACAACAGUAUGCUCAGUUUCUGGACGCCAAUAUGUAUCCCAUGCUUAGUUAUUCUUCCAUUAUCCUCUUGCGCAUUCCAGAUGAAAAUCCUGCUUCCUUGUUAUUAUCAGCUAUAUAUAUAAUCCUGUUCCUAGUAUGCUGGAAAAGAAAUCGUUUGAUCAGUAAAUAAAAAAUAAAAAAUGCAUUGAAAAUUUUCUUUUACCUUUACCUAGGAAAGAAUAAGAAGUAGAAAAAAGAAGCUGCAUUAGUGAUGUAAUGACACGAUGAUGGAAAAGUGGCUCAGUUGUAUUUGAGCAAUUUAGAUGUGAGUUUGCUCCACGUUUUUGUAAUGUGUGAUUGAGUGAGGGAACAAGGUAUGAACCUGGUGUCUGGGCACCUUCAGGUAA
Messenger RNA from Glycine soja, 1346 nucleotides. Its product is annotated as isoamylase 1, chloroplastic-like. NCBI's taxonomy places the organism in Eukaryota, Viridiplantae, Streptophyta, Magnoliopsida, Fabales, Fabaceae. The transcript is spliced from 9 exons. Bases 1 to 921 code for a protein of 306 amino acids. The record is from RefSeq and is a predicted model, not a curated record.